Molecule: messenger RNA, 4814 nt
Organism: Homo sapiens (human)
Lineage: Eukaryota; Metazoa; Chordata; Mammalia; Primates; Hominidae
Gene: PCDH1
Product: protocadherin 1
Exons: 5
Coding region: 149-3862 (1237 amino acids)
Biological process (GO): cell adhesion; homophilic cell-cell adhesion
Cellular component (GO): membrane; plasma membrane; anchoring junction
Molecular function (GO): calcium ion binding
Source: RefSeq, marked reviewed
ACACACUCGGGGAGCGGGAGCGCGGCGCGGACGCAAAGCCGCCGGGCUGCUGCGCCCAGAGCCAGCCGGAGCCGGAGCCGGAGCCCGAACUGCAGCUCCAGCCCCAGCCGUGCGGAGCCGCAGCCCAGGCCGGGGCCGGCGGCGGCUCAUGGACAGCGGGGCGGGCGGCCGGCGCUGCCCGGAGGCGGCCCUCCUGAUUCUGGGGCCUCCCAGGAUGGAGCACCUGAGGCACAGCCCAGGCCCUGGGGGGCAACGGCUACUGCUGCCCUCCAUGCUGCUAGCACUGCUGCUCCUGCUGGCUCCAUCCCCAGGCCACGCCACUCGGGUAGUGUACAAGGUGCCGGAGGAACAGCCACCCAACACCCUCAUUGGGAGCCUCGCAGCCGACUAUGGUUUUCCAGAUGUGGGGCACCUGUACAAGCUAGAGGUGGGUGCCCCGUACCUUCGCGUGGAUGGCAAGACAGGUGACAUUUUCACCACCGAGACCUCCAUCGACCGUGAGGGGCUCCGUGAAUGCCAGAACCAGCUCCCUGGUGAUCCCUGCAUCCUGGAGUUUGAGGUAUCUAUCACAGACCUCGUGCAGAAUGGCAGCCCCCGGCUGCUAGAGGGCCAGAUAGAAGUACAAGACAUCAAUGACAACACACCCAACUUCGCCUCACCAGUCAUCACUCUGGCCAUCCCUGAGAACACCAACAUCGGCUCACUCUUCCCCAUCCCGCUGGCUUCAGACCGUGAUGCUGGUCCCAACGGUGUGGCAUCCUAUGAGCUGCAGGCUGGGCCUGAGGCCCAGGAGCUAUUUGGGCUGCAGGUGGCAGAGGACCAGGAGGAGAAGCAACCACAGCUCAUUGUGAUGGGCAACCUGGACCGUGAGCGCUGGGACUCCUAUGACCUCACCAUCAAGGUGCAGGAUGGCGGCAGCCCCCCACGCGCCAGCAGUGCCCUGCUGCGUGUCACCGUGCUUGACACCAAUGACAACGCCCCCAAGUUUGAGCGGCCCUCCUAUGAGGCCGAACUAUCUGAGAAUAGCCCCAUAGGCCACUCGGUCAUCCAGGUGAAGGCCAAUGACUCAGACCAAGGUGCCAAUGCAGAAAUCGAAUACACAUUCCACCAGGCGCCCGAAGUUGUGAGGCGUCUUCUUCGACUGGACAGGAACACUGGACUUAUCACUGUUCAGGGCCCGGUGGACCGUGAGGACCUAAGCACCCUGCGCUUCUCAGUGCUUGCUAAGGACCGAGGCACCAACCCCAAGAGUGCCCGUGCCCAGGUGGUUGUGACCGUGAAGGACAUGAAUGACAAUGCCCCCACCAUUGAGAUCCGGGGCAUAGGGCUAGUGACUCAUCAAGAUGGGAUGGCUAACAUCUCAGAGGAUGUGGCAGAGGAGACAGCUGUGGCCCUGGUGCAGGUGUCUGACCGAGAUGAGGGAGAGAAUGCAGCUGUCACCUGUGUGGUGGCAGGUGAUGUGCCCUUCCAGCUGCGCCAGGCCAGUGAGACAGGCAGUGACAGCAAGAAGAAGUAUUUCCUGCAGACUACCACCCCGCUAGACUACGAGAAGGUCAAAGACUACACCAUUGAGAUUGUGGCUGUGGACUCUGGCAACCCCCCACUCUCCAGCACUAACUCCCUCAAGGUGCAGGUGGUGGACGUCAAUGACAACGCACCUGUCUUCACUCAGAGUGUCACUGAGGUCGCCUUCCCGGAAAACAACAAGCCUGGUGAAGUGAUUGCUGAGAUCACUGCCAGUGAUGCUGACUCUGGCUCUAAUGCUGAGCUGGUUUACUCUCUGGAGCCUGAGCCGGCUGCUAAGGGCCUCUUCACCAUCUCACCCGAGACUGGAGAGAUCCAGGUGAAGACAUCUCUGGAUCGGGAACAGCGGGAGAGCUAUGAGUUGAAGGUGGUGGCAGCUGACCGGGGCAGUCCUAGCCUCCAGGGCACAGCCACUGUCCUUGUCAAUGUGCUGGACUGCAAUGACAAUGACCCCAAAUUUAUGCUGAGUGGCUACAACUUCUCAGUGAUGGAGAACAUGCCAGCACUGAGUCCAGUGGGCAUGGUGACUGUCAUUGAUGGAGACAAGGGGGAGAAUGCCCAGGUGCAGCUCUCAGUGGAGCAGGACAACGGUGACUUUGUUAUCCAGAAUGGCACAGGCACCAUCCUAUCCAGCCUGAGCUUUGAUCGAGAGCAACAAAGCACCUACACCUUCCAGCUGAAGGCAGUGGAUGGUGGCGUCCCACCUCGCUCAGCUUACGUUGGUGUCACCAUCAAUGUGCUGGACGAGAAUGACAACGCACCCUAUAUCACUGCCCCUUCUAACACCUCUCACAAGCUGCUGACCCCCCAGACACGUCUUGGUGAGACGGUCAGCCAGGUGGCAGCCGAGGACUUUGACUCUGGUGUCAAUGCUGAGCUGAUCUACAGCAUUGCAGGUGGCAACCCUUAUGGACUCUUCCAGAUUGGGUCACAUUCAGGUGCCAUCACCCUGGAGAAGGAGAUUGAGCGGCGCCACCAUGGGCUACACCGCCUGGUGGUGAAGGUCAGUGACCGCGGCAAGCCCCCACGCUAUGGCACAGCCUUGGUCCAUCUUUAUGUCAAUGAGACUCUGGCCAACCGCACGCUGCUGGAGACCCUCCUGGGCCACAGCCUGGACACGCCGCUGGAUAUUGACAUUGCUGGGGAUCCAGAAUAUGAGCGCUCCAAGCAGCGUGGCAACAUUCUCUUUGGUGUGGUGGCUGGUGUGGUGGCCGUGGCCUUGCUCAUCGCCCUGGCGGUUCUUGUGCGCUACUGCAGACAGCGGGAGGCCAAAAGUGGUUACCAGGCUGGUAAGAAGGAGACCAAGGACCUGUAUGCCCCCAAGCCCAGUGGCAAGGCCUCCAAGGGAAACAAAAGCAAAGGCAAGAAGAGCAAGUCCCCAAAGCCCGUGAAGCCAGUGGAGGACGAGGAUGAGGCCGGGCUGCAGAAGUCCCUCAAGUUCAACCUGAUGAGCGAUGCCCCUGGGGACAGUCCCCGCAUCCACCUGCCCCUCAACUACCCACCAGGCAGCCCUGACCUGGGCCGCCACUAUCGCUCUAACUCCCCACUGCCUUCCAUCCAGCUGCAGCCCCAGUCACCCUCAGCCUCCAAGAAGCACCAGGUGGUACAGGACCUGCCACCUGCAAACACAUUCGUGGGCACCGGGGACACCACGUCCACGGGCUCUGAGCAGUACUCCGACUACAGCUACCGCACCAACCCCCCCAAAUACCCCAGCAAGCAGUUACCUCACCGCCGCGUCACCUUCUCGGCCACCAGCCAGGCCCAGGAGCUGCAGGACCCAUCCCAGCACAGUUACUAUGACAGUGGCCUGGAGGAGUCUGAGACGCCGUCCAGCAAGUCAUCCUCAGGGCCUCGACUCGGUCCCCUGGCCCUGCCUGAGGAUCACUAUGAGCGCACCACCCCUGAUGGCAGCAUAGGAGAGAUGGAGCACCCCGAGAAUGACCUUCGCCCUUUGCCUGAUGUCGCCAUGACAGGCACAUGUACCCGGGAGUGCAGUGAGUUUGGCCACUCUGACACAUGCUGGAUGCCUGGCCAGUCAUCUCCCAGCCGCCGGACCAAGAGCAGCGCCCUCAAACUCUCCACCUUCGUGCCUUACCAGGACCGAGGAGGGCAGGAGCCUGCGGGCGCCGGCAGCCCCAGCCCCCCGGAAGACCGGAACACCAAAACGGCCCCCGUGCGCCUCCUGCCCUCCUACAGUGCCUUCUCCCACAGUAGCCAUGAUUCCUGCAAGGACUCGGCCACCUUGGAGGAAAUCCCCCUGACCCAGACCUCGGACUUCCCACCCGCAGCCACACCGGCAUCUGCCCAGACGGCCAAGCGCGAGAUCUACCUGUGAGCCCCCUACUGGCCGGCCGGCCCCCCUCCCCCAGCCGCCGGCCAGCUCCCAAAUGGCCCAUUCCAGGGCCUCACUCUCCACCCCUUCAGCGUGGACUUCCUGGCCAGGGCCCCAAGUGGGGGUAUCACUGACCUCAUGACCACGCUGGCCCUUCUCCCAUGCAGGGUCCAGGUCCUCUCCCCUCAUUUCCAUCUCCCAGCCCCCAGGGGCCCCUUCCCCUUUAUGGGGCUUCCCCCAUCUGAUGCCCAAGAGGGCUCCUCUGCAAUGACUGGGCUCCUUCCCUUGACUUCCAGGGAGCACCCCCUCGAUUUGGGCAGAUGGUGGAGUCAAGGGUGGGCAGCGUACUUCUAACUCAUUGUUUCCCUCAUGGCCGACCAGGGCGGGGAUAGCAUGCCCAAUUUUAGCCCUGAAGCAGGGCUGAACUGGGGAGCCCCUUUCCCUGGGAGCUCCCAGAGGAAACUCUUGACCACCAGUGGCUCCCUGAAGGGCUUUUGUUACCAAAGGUGGGGUAGGGACGGGGGUGGGAGUGGAGCGGAGGCCUUGUUUUCCCGUGCUGCUCCUGGACUGGCCCACCUGCCUGCCACAUGCCCACGCCUAGUCCCAUCUGGGCCCCCAUUCCCUGCUGGUCAUGCAGUGUCUGUAUAUAAGGACCUUGGAAUGACGUCCCCAUUUCUGCCUGAUUUGCAACUUUUCUUGUUGAUGUCGUGUUGUCUUGGGGGACCCCUCUGGGGGGGGACCUGCCCUGUGCCCCCUCCUCCCUGCCGCAGUGCCCCCCAACCCAGGCCUCUAUUGUUCCAUGUUGUAAAUACCCCUGGGGCCAUGGUGGGAUGGGGGUGCAGGCCAGGGAAACAACGGGUGGGUGGGGGUGGGGACGGGGGUAACAUUUGCCUAUCAGCAGAGCUGGGCUUUUAUUUAAUUUUUCUUAAAAAUACAAAUCUCUAUUUUUUUGGAA